AGCACAUGUUGUUGAACAUUGUUAUUGGCGAACUGAAGGCCAGUCCUGUUCCACCUACUGGAUGUAGAUCAAUCAUUGUUUGUAUUGUAUUUGGUGUGUAUGUAUAUGUGUAAGUUAUAUAGUGUAUGUAUACAUCGCGUAUAGUAACAAACUGCUAGUCAUCUGGUGAACAGAGAAUAUUUAGUAAUAAUACGAGCAUGACGUCUUUUGGAAAAUCUCAAGCUCGUCGUUGGUCGCGUCAUCCUGAGCUUUAACUAACAUUCGUCUGUUGUUGUAUAAAUAUAGAGCUCAAUCGAUCUUUGAGCGGUCAAUUGCCGGCACAGUCAGUACGCUUUUGCAGUGAAAGUGAUUAUUGUGAAAGAUUACACUUCCAAAACUAAUCUAAAAGUCAGCGUACUAUAAAGUACAUGGAAUGGUACAGAACUUUAGUCAAUACCGACAAUACAAUUCUAAGAAACACUUAAAUAAUUCAAUGAACUUUACAUCAUACCGUAGUUAGUCAUCUGACAGCAAUGGUUUACAACAACAGCUGCUAUAAAACAAAUGACAAAUUUGCCUUGUGAUAUACUUGGUCGAUGUUUUGAAGGGUACAUCGACUGUGUUGCAUCUGUAGCGAAGAUUGUUCUAUUAUAGCAUGGCGACCAAACUCCUGACGCUUGCAUUCAUCAUAGCCACAUCCUACCAAGCCGUAACUGCACAGACUCAGCGAAAUACUUUCGAAAUUUUAGAACGUAUAAGAAGAGGCUAUGCGCAUGCUCUACCAAAGGAAAUAAAUGCAGAUCCCAGUAAUGUGUUCUCUCUGUGGAAACCAUGGCCGUACGCCCUCAGUAGACCAUAUUUUAUCCCCGUGUACGGCGAAGAAGGCAAGUCCCCCAUAUACUUCCCCCCUCAGCCGUUUUCGUCGAACCCUGGAACGCCUCCUGACAAUCCCGUUAAGAAGAAACGGCCCUUUAAGGGGCCGCAGUAUCUUCCGCCAGACAAGCCUGCUACCGACGGUAUGAAGAUCGGAAACAGAUUUCAAGGUGACGAUGAAGACGAAGACGUUCGUCCGGUGUGGGGCACUAAUCCGCCUGAACUGUCACUCAGACCUAUACGACCACCAGGCUUCAAUACAGUUCCGUUGUCGGUCGACGAUAAUGAAAUAGAGCCUCCUCCUCCUCCUGCUGGGAAAAAGCGUCCUCGUCCAUCAGAUGAAACACCAACGACAACGCCAGGGUCAACCGCCACCAGCAGCAGUACAUCUUUACCUGGCCCUAGCAACUGCGUCUGGGCCGUUGUGUCCUGUUGCAGCGUGAACACGAAAGCGGUGCCUGAGAGUUGCUUCGAGCAAAGGGGCUGCGCGGGGCCUUUCUGGGGGACCAGCCCGUGCGAAGGAGACUUUGCCAAGGCGGCCAUUGACGCCGCACUCAAAUAUUAUGGCGGCGUAAACGCGUGAAUAACACUGUGAGCAUAAGUUGUAUUUCUGUAGCUCGAAGGUUUGAACGCGCAAAAUGGGUCAACAACCAAACAUGCCGAGCUACAUUGACGAUGGCUUAUUGGCAGAUUUUAGCAAGCAUCAAUUGAUGUUAGUGGAUCACACAGUGUUUAACGAACUGUAUAUUUAUGUACAUACUUCUCUAUAAUAUGCAUGUGUCUGUGUGUUUAUUUAUUGUGUCACAUAUCAAUAAUUUUAGGGAUAUUUUAGCUUAGCAACAUAAUUACGUACUAUUACAUGUUACAGUUGUAUAAUAGAUUAUAAUUUGACGAUGUAUGCUUUAUUUUAUAUCGUCGAUGACCUAGUGGCGAUACCACGUAUCAUCAAAUUUUUCGAAAUAUUAUUUUAAUAUCGGUUGCACGCUGAUGGAUCUGUUUUUCAUACCCGUUUCAGAUCGAAAAUUGCUAGACGAAUUCAAUCAAAUCGAAUUCUUCAAAGUCAUCC
Molecule: messenger RNA, 1918 nt
Organism: Acanthoscelides obtectus
Lineage: Eukaryota; Metazoa; Arthropoda; Insecta; Coleoptera; Chrysomelidae
Source: the annotation of a GenBank genome assembly